AUGAGUAGCGUAAAAGGAGAAGAAGAAAAUAAAAAGGAUGAGGAAAUUUUCAAGCUACGUAAAUUGGCUACUAUAUUUAAAAGCGAAUGUAAAAAGUUAAAAGAAGAAAAUGAGACUUUGAAAAAGAACGUACAUAUAAACAAAAAAGAAUUAACAAAAGAUGGUGGAGACAAUGGGGAAAGCCAAGUGGUAGAACAGCAUCAUAAUGAAUAUGCAAAAAGAACAAUGAUAGAAAAGAACUAUAAGAGGUUAAAAAAUUUCACACUGAUGCUAGAGGAAAAAAUAACAAAUAUGAAAAAUGAGAAUAAAAAAAGAUGCCAAGAUUUGGAAGAAAAAGUGAAAGGAUGUGAAAAUGAUUUAAGUAUGUUCGAAUGUGAAAAUGAAAAAUUGAAAAAAACAGUGAAGGAAAAAGAAGAAACAGUAGAUAAAUUAAAAAAUAAAAUGGAAGAAUUUCGAACAUACCUAAAAGAACAAAAAGGAAUGACAAGCAUGACAGAAAAUAUGAUAAAUCAAACAAUAGAAUACAAGCUUGAAAUAAAAAAAUUAAGAGAAAAUUUAGAUUUCUUAAAAAACAGUGAAGAAAUAACUUCGAAAGAAAGACAACAAUAUAGAAGUAUGAUUAUGCUAUGCUCCCAGUACAAAGAAAAAUGCAAACAACUACCAAUUUUAGAAAGUAAAAUUGAAAUGUUAGAAAAUAAAAUUAAAGAAUUAGAAAUUUUUAAAUAUAGAGAUAAAGAAAAAUUUGAAAAUAUUGUUGAAUUGAAAAAUACCAUUUUAAAUCAUCAAAUAGAAAAUAGUAAGUUAAAUGAACAACUAAAUGAAUGGACCAAAUUUUCAAAACUGUAUAUUGAUAGCAAAGCUAUAGACAUCGAAAGUAUGAAAAAAGCAAUGAAUGAAAUUCGAGGGAAGUACAACCAAGUUAAUUCGACCAAAACAGAUUUAGAAGUCAAGUACAAAAAAUUAAUUGUAGACAUGGAAAUUGUUAAACAAAACAUGGAAGACAAAAAUUUAGAAAUUAAAAUAAUCAAAAAUAGAAAUAGACAGUUGGAGAAAAUGUAUGAAUUUGUCAAAAGGGAUCACCUCCGUGAGCUAGCCAAAGACAAGGAAGCCGCUCCUAGAGGGGAUUCUACAUCUAGCACAGAUGGAGAAAAACAGGCAGUCGAAACAAACACAGGAGAUGGCAUCAUGAAGGAUAAAACGAACAUGCAGCAUGGUGAAACCCCACAGGGACAAACAAAUACUCAAAAGGAAGAAGAUGAAGAAAAAAAAAAAAACCAAAAGUUGAUGAAAAUUCUGACAGAAUAUAAAACAAUGUACGAUUUUGUAAAGACAGAUAAUGAACAAAAGGAAAGACUAAUAGAAGAGUUAUCCGAAAAAAUAAAAAAAUACCAAAUAGAGUUUCAAAAAUCAUACUUAAGGCAAAAAAAUGCAGAAACCAUUUCGAACGAAUUACAACUGCACGAAAAAGAGAUACAGAUACUUAAAGAAGAAAUUGAAAAUUACAAAAACAAAGUGGUGAAAUUAGAAAACGAUUUAAUUCAUGUGAAUAAUCAAUGGAAUGAUGAUAAUGAAAAAAAUGAAACUAUCAUUAACGAAUUAAAAGAAUCUAUAAAAAAAGCACAAUUCGAUAGCAAAAUAAACAAUUCUACUGUUUUGACUACCAAGCCUGCUAAUCUUACGAAGCAAGAAAUUACUACUACGGAUUUGAAAAAACAGAAAAAUAAUAUGAUAAAUAUAUUAUACACGGAUUUGGAAAAUCUCAAUUCUGUUGAUGAAAUCGAAUUUGCAACACUUAGAAAUGAAAAUUUAUAUUUAAAAUCCAAAAUUGAAGUUCUUAAGCUUUUUUAUUCGAAUCAAAUUAAGACUUAUAGGGAAGCAUUUCUUUACAUUCUAGGAUGGGAUAUCCAAAUCGAACAAACAGAUGAUGAUAUUUUUUUCAUUCUCACAUCAUUAUUCUCAACUCAUGAUGGUAAAUUUGUCUUUAUAAAGACUAACGAAUCGAAAGAUAAUAAACGUUUCUACAAUUCACACCCAGAUGAGGAGGUUCAAUCGAAACGUGUGAAACUGCAGGAGGAUUCGCAAACUGGUCUUGUUGAAGCGCAAGUAUGUACGUGUUCCACAUCAGAAGUGGUAGAAAAGAACCAUGCAGAGGCAGUAGUAGAACCAAAUGUGUCUCUUCCCCAGGAGGGUAGCAGUAAUAGUAGUAAUAAUAUUAUUAGUAAUAAUAUUAGUAGUAAUAAUAACAAUAGUAGUAAUAAUAAUGAUAAUAACAAGUGUGAGAAGAUGAAGGGGAACCCAUACGAAGGAAUGAUUGGUGAGAGGAACGAAAUAAACACGCAGGCGAUUAUGGAAAAAUCAAACCUUGAAAAUACAAACAUCAAAUUUUCAUCAAUAGUGAAAGGUUGCAAGUAUAGCUUAUUGCUACAUGGUUAUUAUGGUAUUAAGUGGAAUCAGAACGAAAAUUGGAAAAACCACAUAAAUAAAAUUAACACUUACCCAAUUCUUUUAUCAUUAUCCUGUAUAGAAGAAUUUAAUAACAUAAAGUCACAGUAUAGUAACAGCUUAGGGAAAAAUGCAAAGGGAAUGCUCUUUAAAUUAUAG
Molecule: messenger RNA, 2601 nt
Organism: Plasmodium gonderi
Lineage: Eukaryota; Apicomplexa; Aconoidasida; Haemosporida; Plasmodiidae
Exons: 1
Coding region: 1-2601 (866 amino acids)
Source: RefSeq, a predicted model, not a curated record